This is a messenger RNA of Guillardia theta CCMP2712, 381 nucleotides long. RefSeq lists its product as hypothetical. Gene Ontology annotation, biological process: regulation of alternative mRNA splicing, via spliceosome. The annotation marks the transcript as partial. NCBI's taxonomy places the organism in Eukaryota, Cryptophyceae, Pyrenomonadales, Geminigeraceae. The record is from RefSeq and is a predicted model, not a curated record. The transcript is spliced from 3 exons.
AAGGUGCGGUACGUGCACGCCCUGAUCGCCAAGACCAACGAGAGGAAGCGAGAGGACGAGAGGCUGUUCGAGAAAAGACUCGUAACGGAGCUGAAACAGGAGCUCGAGGAGAAUGGAGAUUCGGAGAAAUUCGUUACCUCUGCAUACAAAGCACAACUCAUGGCCAACAAGAAGUGGGAGGAUGAAAGGAACGCAAAAGACAACUUCGUCGCAAAGGACGAUGUCCGGAAGAAGGCGGACUUGUCUGGUCAGUUUGCUAGUGACGGCGCGAUGCCUUUGCUGAAGCCCAGGUUCAGACUUUUACAGCAACAUGCUCCGAGGCAGGAACGUGGCUACUGGAGCCAAUGCGCGCGGGGCGUCCCCUCCCAAGGAUGUUGGUAA